Messenger RNA from Macrobrachium nipponense, 10816 nucleotides. Its product is annotated as protein mono-ADP-ribosyltransferase PARP3-like. Gene Ontology annotation, molecular function: NAD+ poly-ADP-ribosyltransferase activity; NAD+-protein mono-ADP-ribosyltransferase activity. The transcript has 13 exons. The coding region runs from base 273 to 1910 and encodes 545 amino acids. Gene Ontology annotation, cellular component: nucleolus; site of double-strand break. The record is from RefSeq and is a predicted model, not a curated record. NCBI's taxonomy places the organism in Eukaryota, Metazoa, Arthropoda, Malacostraca, Decapoda, Palaemonidae. Gene Ontology annotation, biological process: protein poly-ADP-ribosylation; double-strand break repair.
UGCUAUUGUACUUUUGACAACUUCGGUCUGCCAACGGGACUAAAGGUGGACGAUAAAUCAUCUCAUUCUGCUGGUUGUCAAAAUGACAUUUGCAUGUGGACGGGCUUGCUCUUGUGUAAUUUAGUGUUAUCCACUGCCCUUCUUGGCUUUAGGAACUGAGCUGUAUCAAUUAUCAGAGAUUCAUUUAUUUAGGAAAAAGUCUUCCGCCCAUUGUUAUUGUUUCCAGAACUUCGGUGGGAUAGGCAAGACAGAGUCUGGCCCUAGAUUGAGAUAUGGACAGAUUUCGUGGAACCGGUAGACCACGUGGUAGACCCCGGAAAACAAAUCCAGAUAAUGUAGUUCCAAGGAAACGUCCUCUUGAUGGCGAUGAAGACAAUGAUAGUUUCCCCCACAAGCGCCUUAAGUACACACCUGAUGCUGUGAUUAUGGAGCGUACCAAUAACACAGCAAGAAUACAUGAAGACUUCACUUGUAAGCUGUGCAUUGAUGGUGAAGAUGGAACAGAGUUUUACUUGAUGCAAAUAGCUACCUUCAAGGAUAGAUGCAUUUUCUUUGCACGUUGGGGAGCUGAGGCAAAACAGGGCAAGUGGUCAGCUAAACGCGAACCAUCCGUCAAAGAUGCUGAGAAAACUUUCAAAAAAACUUUCAGAGAAAAAACAGAAAAUGGCUGGAAUACGAGGCACAAUUUUACACAAUAUCCUGAUAAAUACUACAUCAAGAAUCUUACUGGAUCUCUUCAUGAUGAGGGAGGAGACUGUGACGAUGAAGAAAAAGAAUUAAAAGAGGAUGAAAGUAGUGAAGCUGACAGUGAUGACCAUCCUCUGGAUGACAGAACAGAGCUAAUGAUAAAGCUAAUACUUUCAAGAGAAGCUUUUAUUAACCAGAUUUCAGUUUUGAAGCUAAAUCCAAAGAAGUUAAGGCCAGAAAAAUUAUCAGAUAGAUUAAUGGAACAGGCUGAAGAAGCACUAGCUGCAAUUGAAAAGGCAAUCAAACUGCGUAAGCCUUCUCAAACUAUGAUUGAACUCUGGAUGGAUUUUUAUAACACUGUACAACAUCAAGAUGCCGAAGAAAUUAACACCAUUCCAACCAGUGUUGAUGCUGCUUCCUCUUUAUUAUUAAGGAAACAAAAUACUAUGGCUAUUCUUGAAAACAUCAAAUAUUCUUGGAAUCUCUUAGAGCAGGUUGGUGAUGAUGAUUUAGAACCACAAGAGUUGUACCAUCUCCUUAACUGCAACCUUAGACUGCUUGAUAGAGAUACUGAAGAAUUUAAGCUUAUUGAAGAAUUUGCUGGAGCUUGCCACAAUUCCCGUCCUGGCGUGUUGCUUGAUGUGUGGCGUAUCCACCGUAUUGGAGAUAAAAGUUUCGAUGAAUUCCGUUCCAUUGAUUACCGAAAGCUACUAUGGGUGGGGGUUAAUAUUGGAAGUGUUGCAGCCAUCUUGAAGGGAGGCUUGAGAAUUACACCUUUCACUGUAGGCAAUUUGGGCAGAGGUGUCCACCUUACUCCUGACCAUGCUGGUAGUUCAUGGAAUGUUGGGGUGCACUGGGGAACAUACGCUGGAGAAAAGAAUGUAGGCUUCAUGUUUUUGGCAGAAGCAGCACUUGGCAGAAUCAAAUAUGUAAAAAUGGGCAACUCUUCUUUGAAGCAACCUCCUGAAGGGUUUAAUUGUGUUGCGGCUAAAGGCAGACUAGAGCCUGAUUCAUCAAAGGACCAGAUCCGAACGUUUGGUGGGAAAAGGGUUAUUAUACCUGUAGGGGCUCCAGCUCCCCAAAAAGAUUUCGAGUCUAGUGGGUUUUUACGGUCGGAAUAUGUGGUUUACAAAGAAGGGCAAACACGAUUGCGGUAUCUUCUUAAAUUUUCAUUUGAUAAAUCCCUUGCUAAGUCAAAAAAUCCAAAGUUGCAUCCUAAAUAAGGUAUUAUAAAUCUUAUACUAGUAAAGAAUUCAUUAUAACAUUUUGUAAAUGAUGCAUUUAGGCAAAAGUGUAUAGUUAGGUCUUCUCAGGUGACCAAAUGGUUACUUCAGAGCAUUACACUUAUGAUAACCAUUUCAUCAGAAGUUUCUGAUAUGCAAGUAGUAGUCAUUAACAUUUUGUGCACAAUCAGUUAUGCACAUAAUUUAUUCUCAAGUGAUAACUAAUGGAGGAAUCCAUGUACAGUAUAGCUUGUUGAUAUGCCUCAUGGAGAAUAUAAGUAUUCUAAUAGUAAUUUAGGUAGCUAGACUGUCUUACUGGUUUAAAAACCUACUGUUGUUUCUUUUGAUGAACAAAUUUGCUUUUUAGUCAAAUGUUGAGGUUUUUGUUUACUUAUUGGAUGAAAUUUUUAGUUAAAUGGAUGUUGUUUAACUCAUUUUAUAGGAAGCUGCACCUCAUACACCUUACUGCUACUUUCUCUUUUAAUGGGAAAUUAUUUCUUUAUUUGCUAUUAUGUAUAUUUUAAAAUUUUAUUUGAAAUAUUAAAGUAGUUCAGAGAAUUGUCCUCAUCAUAGUCUUAUUUGGUUAUGUUCAGUUUGUUUGUAGUUUCUUUUUUAGACAAGAGUUCCUAUUGAUGUAUUAUUUUCUAUUUUCUUGGUCAACUGUAAUCUCCCUUAAAUGUUAGUGGUACUUGUUUUCUCUGCUAAUUUAUAGCAUGUAAUUUCCUAGUGUUUGCCUCUGAAAAUUUACAUAUUUUGUUGUGUUUAUUCAAAAUUAGAUCUGUACUAUCGACCAUUUUAUCAUAAAAUUGUAAUUCAUUUAAAUUUCUUUGGUCAGACUAGUCUUAGGUUUAUUCCAAGAACAGUAUUUUCACAGAAAUGGAUCCAGUGAAUGAAUUUUGUAUCAACUUUUAAAAGCAUUGGAUUUCUCACAAACACUAGGCAAUUUAGCAGACUUGCAUUACUGAAGAUUUUCCCUAUCCUUCUAGAACAAAAAUUUCAUCAUGUAGUCUAAACUAAUACUAUAUAACAAAUUAUUGCCAGUUAGUGCCAAAUUAACUCAUUUUUAAUCAAAUUAUCUUUAAUUCCUGGCAUUCCUGAUGUAACAAGUUUCUCAGCAUCAUUUGAUAUAUUGAAAAGGUCAAUUUAAUUUUUUUUUUGUUGUUGUUGAAGAAUAGUUAAAUAAACCAUGGAUCUACAUUGAAGAAUUAUAAGCACAAACUAAUUGUCUUCGCUCAAGGAAUCUCCACCAUAACUUCAAAAAUACAGUAUAAACAUUUCAUGGUGAUUGGGAUACUGUAUCAUUCAUUGAAAGGAUUUAUAAUUGACUAUAUAGGUUGUGCAGUCAGAUUCCAGAUUAUGUUGAAUUUUAUUCAUAUUUAAAUUUUGUUUUAUUUUGCUGCCAAAAUAUUCUGUUAUAUAUGUGACUUUCUAGGUAAAUUUGUGGUAAACUAGAAAUCUCUAUGCUGGUCAAAAUUAAUCUAAAGUUACUGUCCUAUCUUCUGCAUUUAUGUAAAUCAUCACCCUAUUCUUGUCAUUUUGUUUCUGAUACCAUAUUUUGGUUUAGAAAAUUUUAUGUCAAUUAGCAUUCGUACUUCAAAUAUAAGUAUUCUGGUAACUGAUGCUUUAUGCUUAAUAAGAGACAGUGAUAUGUUAGUUUGGUACCAUCAUACCAACACAACAUUAUUUUCUAUUCUAUGUAAAUUUCAUGUUCUUGCUAAUGUGUUAAGAACAGUACAUGGUACAUAUCUAGAGAGAGGUUGGUUUACAUAACCUGUGUGUGCCAAGAUUUUGAUCUUGAUUAAUACUAAAUGUAUUUAUUUUUUGUUGAACAAAGCUUGUUUUUUCAUGACUAAAGUAUUCGCAGUUAUGAUCUGUGUAGUUGCAUGCAAAAAGAUAAAACAGAGCAUUUUUUGUUCAUAAUGCUUUUGUUUUUGUGUGGCAUUUAUGAGGACAUGACAACUGCACUAGAUGACUUUAAAGAAAUGGGUGAACUAUUUGUAAAUUUUUUCCUUAUUUUUCAAACCUAUACAUCCUCUGUUACACUGUAAUUGUGUUUGUACUUUAAGUAAGAUGUAUGCACACAUUGUCAGAUAAGUCUUAGCAAAUCAAAACCUUACAUUGUGCCACUUUUGGUUUUCAUGUAUGUAUGUUUUUACCCUUUGUGAUCAUCAUUAUCAGUACUGUAUUGUGAUUGUUAAAAGUGCACCUCACUACUAAACUUUAUAAACUACAGUAAACUCUCCUUUAGCCAAAUCCCUUGAUUACUAUAUAUCAAAUAUGACUGCUCUGGAUAAAUUGUGAAUGAAAACCAAGGUAAAAUAAUCCUUGUACGUAUAAUGAUAAAUGCACAAAUAGUUGGUUAGCUAUAAAAUAAAAUUUUUCUGUUUAAAUUCAGGUUAAGUAUAUUAAAAUCAGUAAGAAAGUAAAAAAAUACAAUUUGCAACCAAUUAAGAAAUAGAAUAUGGAUGGUCCAGUCUGCAUGACUUGCCAAGUGUAGUCAAGAUCUUUUUGAUUAUGGAAAAAAAAUGGUAAUUGAUGACCACUGGAAAAGCAGACUAAAAAGGAGCUGCCUCACUUGAAAGUUUUUUUUUUUUUACAAAUAUUGACAACACAACAGGUUUCUGUAAGAUAGUAAUGUCACCCCUUUGUCACUAUUUUCUAACUGCCUUAUGUUAGAACAUGAAAAGUUUUAUUUAUAUAUAAAAAUAUUCAAACCAUUUGAUAAAGAGUAUAUGAAUAAUACAAUAAGCAUAAAUUAUAAAAAAUAAUGAAAAACUUAGCUAAUUUGAAAUAGCACCAAUAUAAUUCAUGUAUACUUUCAUGCUCAAGAAUUUUGAAAAUAAUGUGAUUUAGCAUUAUAACUCGGAUAAGAAAAAAAAAGGGGGGGGAGGGUUAGAACUAGGAAAGAGACUGUAAAACCACUUAAAAUUGCACAGAACAAAUGUUAGCAGAUCAUUUGUAUCAUCUGAAAACACUUACAAAUUUAGAAUACUAUUGUACAUAUCAUCUGAAAACAAUUACAGUUAGAAUAUUGUACAUAUGGUGCGUCCUCAACUUCAGUGGUGUAACUUGAUGUUGCAUCAAGUUACUGCACCAUAACGACGACGAUGAUGCUAACAGCAAGAAUAGGCAUAAAGUUAAUGGCGUUGUAACUUCAUGCAACAUCAGGUUACAGUGCCAAAACUUGAGUUAUGGCACCAUAAGCGCCGUUAAAAGUGCUGAUAAUGAUAAAAAAUCGACUUACGGUGUUGCGCUGGAACGAAUCUCCUACCAUAAGUCGAGGAGAGACUGUAUACUAUACCAUUAGUACUUAUAUUCCAAAACUGCGAAGAAAUAUCUCCAUAGCUUCAACUUGUUUUAACUGGAAACUAAUGUACCUACUUCACAUACCUAAACUCCUGGUAGUGCCCUGCAUCAUCCCUCAUUCUAUUGUGCUCAGCUGAACUGAAUAGAAUGAGUGUGGUUAAGGGAGGCUGGGAAUUUUUUUUUUUCCUAAUGAGUUUGUAUGAUUAAAAAUCAUGCACUACCACAAACUGGUGGUGUGAGUGAAUAUGAAAAAGUUCCAAAUUUGGUUUCUCUAGUGUAAUAUGUCCAGACCUAAAGAUGGGAGCUAGGUGACAGGAAUGAGCUAUUCCAACUGAAGACUGUAAAACCAAUGGUUUACACCCAACAGGUGAAGUGAUCCAUAAGCCUGAAUACAUUCUGUUCACUACACCAAGUUACAAACCUUUCCCACUUCCUAUUCAUGAUGUAUGAAAACCCUCUCUCUCUGAAAGUUUGGUGGAUAACCUUCGAACAUGAGGACAGACUCCAGCCUGCUAUGGAAUCUGUAGUAGGGGUUUUUCAAGACUACACCAUAGGGGAAGAGACCUAGGGCAGUCCAAGAUCAGACCCAGUAGGUCCACAACCAUUUCUGUUGUGGCAUAUAGGAGCAGAAUCAUGUAGGUGUUCCUUGACUCCCCAAUGCAGCUGGGUCUAAUAGUAGAUGGUAGUACAAUGGCAACCUAUGAUUCAAAGAUGGCUUACUCCACUCCUACCAAAUUGACUUUAAAUGUUUACAUCAAGGGAUUCUGUAAGGGAAAAAUCUGAUGCUUCUGUCAAGGGGUUGGGAAUCCCAUUUUCAGUUCCUGAUACAAACUGGAGAACAAUGGAAAUCUCCAUUAAGGGAUAGUGAUGUCAGUGCACCUCACAUGGUGCACUAUAGGCAUUACUUAAGCAUUCCUUCAGGCCCUAGCUCCAACCCCUUUCAUUCAUUUUCCUAAACCUCCAUUCAUAUUCUCUCUAUUCCAUCUUACCUUCCACCCCCUUAGUUUCCAUUUGGGAGAGAAGGUGCUGGCUUCAGCUACAGGGAUGGCAAUCUUCUCAAAAUUGUUUUAAUUCAUGAACAGGGCUGUUUCUGUAACCCAGUGAAUUUUACCAAUAAAAAAAAAAGUAUCAACAAAGGCAAUAAUGGCCAGGCUUGAUCCCAUCAAGAGGGAGAUCAUUGGAAGACAGAGUAUGGCUUUCCAAAUGGUGAUUGUGUAACGAAUUGCAUGGAAAAAUGUGACCUGGAGCAGCUCAAUAUCCUAGGGCUAAAUCUAAAUGAAUUCCUACUCUCAUCAGCUUGAAAUUCCCCUUAAGGAAUGAUAAACUUCGAUCACCUGGUCAAGGACUGUCUUAUAGCUUAUGUAAUAAAGUACGUAACAGUUCGAAGUUACAUCGACUCUUGUUGCCAAGUUGUAGGUUCUAGGACAAAAACUGCAUUUGAGGAUAGACAGUUUUGAUGGAUGGGAAGAACAAGGGAAAAAUGAGGCUCUUUCACAAUCUCUAAUCUUAAAAAAAUUUUAUUUUAUUAUUUAUUUACGUAUUUAUUUAUUUAUUUAUUUAUUUUUUUAUUUUUUUAUUUUUUCUUAGGAUUAAUCCCUGAGAACCAGCACGACAAGAGUCUACUUAAGACUCAGAGGUCUGGAAAAACUAAGCCCUAUUAAUAACAAUCUCUAGUAACCAAUGAUGCAGCUGGUGGAAUUUUAGAUGCAUAACAAUUAAUUACAAGAGUUGCUUUGUGCAAACAAAAGCCAUUGAUUCACAUCCCAUAUGUUUACACACCACACAUUUUACAGUGAAAACUGUUGACCCUAGGAACAUGAACAUAAGAAAUAUGGAUCCUAAUCCAACAAGGACAUAAGAGUUACUUGUCUUAACUGGUAAUUCUGAUAUUUGCAUUGGGGAAUGGGCUGAAAGUCAUUCAGUAUACAAUAGACUGUAUGUUUGUUUAACUGCAACAAAGAAGUUAACCAUAUCAACCUCAACAGCACACUAAGUUACCACAGUCUAAGCAAGAGCAAGAACCAAAGCCAACUGACUGAUACAUAUUAGAACGUGAAAGACUUGUCUAGUGACAAAAUUAUUCCCUUAUAAACGAACUCUAAACUAACCUGAGUAGAAGGAAACUCCCAUUAAAUUUUAAUGCUAAAAAUUACUAGACCUGUAUUUGAAAACUAUGUACUCAUUCAAAUUACUGACAGGGCAGACUGAGGAAUGUCAGUCCUCCUUAUCCUCCCCCCGACACCCACACACAAUGAAAGCUAUUAAAAUUUUCCAAUACAAACUGCUAAUUUUAAACUGAUAAAAAGGUACACAAAGAAAACUGUACCAGAAAAAGUUUGGCACAAAGACUAUGAAGAUCUUGGGUGAGCAACACCACGCACUAUAAAUGACAGUUACACGAGAAUAAGGGAUAAUGUGAAGCUUUAGCACUGUUUUUUUUGAUAAAACAGGUUAGUGAAUCUGGGAUAUCCCUACAUUGAUGUGAAGCAUCUUAUAAACUUAUGAGAUUGUGAUAUAUAUAUAUAUAUAUAUAUAUAUAUAUAUAUAUAUAUAUAUAUAUAUAUAUAUAUAUAUAUAUAUAUAUAUAAUAUGAUAUAUUAAUUCAGUAAAUUAUAUAGGCGCUGAAAUCAUGUUGGAACCCCACAAGUGAAACAUAUUUUAUCUGGAACUGCCUUUCUAAUGCUCAAGGAUGGAAUUGCAAGGGCAUUCAUUAAUUGCCUAUAAUGAUCCAAUUAUUCAUAUUAAAAUGGUCAAUUUGAAACCAGAUAAAAUCAUUUAAUUGUUUGUCCUUUUAUAAGUUUAGAAUACAUAUUGCAAUCUUAAAAUGAAUUUAGUAUGUUUUAGCUGUAAUUGUAAGGGUGCAUCCAUAUUGGAAUAUACUGCAUUUAGCAAACCUGCUGCAGAUACAUCACAAACAGGUUGAAUAAGUCAACUAUUGUAAGAGGAGAACAAGCCCUGGAUAAAUGCUGGAUAAUCAUAUGACUAUUACCAAAGUCUCUUGAUUUGUAUUCAGCCUGUUUGGUAUGUAUAUGUGCAAUGAAGUGCCAAAAAAAGUGUUUAUUUUUACUGUAGUAUAGAUGCUCUCUUAGAUUCAUUAUUCUAAACAAUCUAUCACUUAUCAUCAAUAAUGGGUUACAGUGAGACUAGAUAUCAUCCACAGGACAACUACAAUAUAAUCAAAGUUGAUACAGCUUUGCGGCUUGUCAUAAUCCUUCUGUUUAAUACUACAUGCAAAGGAAUGCAAAUUUCUCAAUAUUUAUAGAAAUUUCAAAUUACGUACUUAUAGGAUACAAUAUUUAUUUUAAUAUAGGUAUUAUACAAGAUAACUUUUAGGACAGUGUUUUAGAAAUUUCAAUGGCAGUUCUAGUGGCAGUGAUUAUGACGAAAUUUUGUGAAGUGCUUGUCAUAUUAUCACCAAAAAAAAGCAUCACUGACAAUUCUGUUGUGAAAAUGAAGGCAUUGUUGGGUAAUGAUGAUUAUUUUAUUAUAAUAUAUGGUGGCUAAUCCUAAACCAUAAGAUUUUAUUACAAAAUAAUAUGGCAGAAAACCCUAAACAAAUAGAUAAUGACAUGUCAGUGUAAACUGUACAGUACAGUGUAAGCUGUUAUACAUUAUAUGACAAAUCCUUUGGGCCAGCUUUUUCUCUGGUUUAAUUUGUUGCUAUUAGAAUAAUUUUUUCAUAAAAUCCAUCUGCUGCUGGGGGAUCAUAGUUUCAGUGAUGCCAGACAAUCAUACAUUAGGACUAAUUAUACAUAAUCUAGUCAGAUGCUAAUUUUUUUUUCUCUCUCCAGGAUCCCCUUGUCUUGAAUGUCUUACAUAAGCUAAGAUCCAAUUUUGUUUCACUAUCUAUACUACCUUUAUAUAAUUUACAGCAUAUAUAAUUUAUAUUUUCUACUAAAAGGAUUUUAUGGGUUAUGAUUCUGAUGACAUCACAUACUAAUAUUUCUAGCUGUUAGAAAUAAAAUAAUAUGAUAUACUGCACCUUUGUUCUCUUAAUUGAAGACCAAUAAUUGGAGACCAAUCUAGUAUGAACAAUUUUUUUGGAAGAUAUAAAGUAAUGUACUAUAUGUAAUACCAUACUUACAAACUUGCCCAAGGCCAUUCAGGUAAUAUACAAUUACGCUUAAUUUUUUUUUAAAUACCAAUGGCUGGAACGAAUCUGGAGGAAGAACUCUAGUAUUCGAGGAAUUCUACUUUACUAUUUAAAUUCAUGGAUUCAAUAAGUCAAUUAGCUCUUGAGUAGUUAAUAAAAUAAUUUUGACUGAAAAACGUUUUAGCUGGCAAGUUACAUAUCUUCUUAUAAAUGUAUUGGACUUUAUUGGGUAUGAGGGGCCGGUGCCAAUGUACAGUAGUGGCAUUUCAAAGCUUUCAUUGUAAAGCUUUAAUCUGGAAAGGUAUCAGUGCAGAUUCUUGGCCCUUUAUGAAAUGAAAUUAAGACUGAUGCUUUCAUGAACUACUAUAAACAUACUGUACUGUUUACUUUAUUUGACUGCUGCGGUCAAUUACUGAUUAUACAAUAAUUGAAAUAUGAAGCCUUAGAAUUAUGGUAAUCUCUUAAGAACAAAAUGUGGUUGGGACAGUUUUUCAUUAAACUGUGUACAUCUUUGCAUUCAAGCCUUUUAUGUAAGGUAGUAUGUGUAUAAAAAUCAAUAUUCAAAAUUGUACAAAUUGGCUGAUGGCUAUUAGCUUGUCUUAUGUUUUUACUCCUUAGUAAUUUUUUUUCUCUCUGGAAUAUUUCUAAAACACAACCCUUUGUUUCUCUGAAGACAACUGAAACCAUACUUUAGAAAACUCAUGUGUCAAGUAGGUCAAAGAAUUUCAAUAAUAUAGCUUCUUACUAUAAAGGCAUAACACUUUAGAUUAUUAUUUUUGAGGGGCAUAAUUUUUUAAGCAUCAUCAGUUAUGUUUGCAUGGAUUUGCCUGGGAAGUGCAAGUUAUUGGAAAGUUUAUUCAAUAUCAACAAAUGAUGACAACACAGUGUGUACAUUUUUCAAAAUGUACAGUAUCUCCAAGUAGCAUUACGGUAAUUGCCUUUUAAAUACUCAAGAUAAUAUAUAUAUUAUAAUUACAAAUGUAGUUAUCAUUUAUGAUGAAAUCCUGUACAGAUAAGAAAAUCUAUACAAAUGUGAAUCUACAUUGAUUGUACGUUAGUUUUAGAUUUAUUCAGUGAAUCUACAUUGAUUGUACGUUAGUUUUAGAUUUACUCAAGGACCCUAUCUGAAGUUAAUUUUAGCACCCUGUGUGAUUGCAUAUUAUAGUCCAACUGUCAUAUAGAAAUUAGUUUACAUGAAAAGGCCACCUUCCAACAGUAGCAGUUAAAAAUCCAUUCUCAUACCUUCACCAAAAGCCAAUGAGUGCACAAUUGUAGGGUGCUAUGGUGGUCCAGUUCUCUGGCAGAACAUGAAAAGCAAGUGAUGUAAACCAAAGAUUAAACUUCAAAAUUUACAUAAGUGAUUAUUUGUCAUCCCUCAAAUUCAAUACUUAUAUCAUGAAUAUGUGAUACUGUGUUGGAAUGAUGACUAAUAGCAUUACACAAAUCAAGACCUAAACAGGAUUAUGGCACAGGUUAAUACAAAAGGCAUAACUCCUCAUAAAAGUAU